GCGGGAAGUGGCAGCAAGGCCCUAUUUAUGCCUCAGAGGUGACGGUACGAUUGUUGCGUAGGAGAUGGCCGCAGCUGGCGCCCUUGCUGAAGCCUUUGGCCAUUGGACCCAUACACCGCAUUCAACUAGGCAGUGCUGGCGGGCUGGAGGUUGAAGUAUCCCUGGUCGACGCGAAUCACGUGCCGGGCUCGGUUAUGCUCAUCUUAGCAGGAUUCUUCGGAAACUUGCUCUACACUGGCGACUUCCGCCUUCACGACCAGCACACUCACCUUUCGACAUCCCCGCUUCUUGUGCGUCCGAAUGCUACCCUUGAGCGCAUUUUCUUGGACAACACCUUUUGCCAUCCACAGUUCCAUCACGCUCCACGUUCAGAGGUGGCUAAGCAUAUCGCAAAGCGGCUGAUAAGCAAGUGGCCGUGCAUAGCAUACGUGAUGGUGUACAAACUGGGCAAGGAGUCUUGGCCAAAAACUAUGGGAGUUUCCACAAGGCAGGGGCCCCAUCACUGUACACCCUACAGUCAAAAUUCGAGAAGUCCCUAA
Messenger RNA from Symbiodinium pilosum, 539 nucleotides. The record is from the annotation of a GenBank genome assembly. NCBI's taxonomy places the organism in Eukaryota, Dinophyceae, Suessiales, Symbiodiniaceae.